This is a messenger RNA of Penicillium soppii, 849 nucleotides long. RefSeq names its product putative C2H2 transcription factor. Gene Ontology annotation, biological process: regulation of transcription by RNA polymerase II. The coding region runs from base 1 to 849 and encodes 282 amino acids. The record is from RefSeq and is a predicted model, not a curated record. The transcript is spliced from 2 exons. NCBI's taxonomy places the organism in Eukaryota, Fungi, Ascomycota, Eurotiomycetes, Eurotiales, Aspergillaceae. Gene Ontology annotation, cellular component: nucleus.
AUGGGUGAAGGGUCUGACUAUCCUAGCCCAAGAAGUGAAGGUCCCAACGGCGCUCUCGCAGCAUCUAUUCUUGCCUCUACAGCUGAAUCCUCGUCCCCAAUUGCCAGAAUGAACGAACCUCAGUCCUUGGCCUUUAUCGACGGGGCGCGCCCGCGUCUUUCGGUUCGACGCGCCCGCGAUCCUCCCAAGAACUCCGAGGGUCAAAUCUUCUGUGACCACCCAGAUUGUGGAGCUGUGCCUCCUACAUUCCGUCGUCCUUGCGAAUGGAAUAAACACAUGGAUAAACAUGACCGCCCCUACAAGUGCUAUGAACCCAACUGCGACAAAAUCCAGGGCUUCACCUACUCUGGCGGUCUCUUGCGCCACCAGCGUGAAGUCCACAAGAAGAACACUGAUACCAAGAAGGCACUUAUGUGCCCUUACGGCGAUUGCAACCGCAGCACCGGUAAUGGGUUCACGCGCCAGGAGAACCUCCGAGAGCAUCUUCGCCGUCGUCAUAUGCAUAGCGAUGAAGGUCCUUCUAUUGUUGUCGAUAUGCCUUGGGAUCGCCCCGAACUUGAGAGUGUUGAGGCCGUCCGUGCCCCCUCCCUGCCUGCGACUGGCAUGAAGCGUCGCCACGAUUCCCCUCACGAGACCCUUACCGAAGCCGACGAGAAUGGAACCGAUUUGCGCCACGAAGUUAAGCGUCUACGUCUUGAGGUCCAAGAGAAAGACCGUCGUCUUUUGGAGUUGGAGCGUAUCGUCGCUGGCCUUCAACAGGCUAGUGUGCCGCAUCAGUCCCCUCCCGCCCCCCAGAUUCAGGAUAUUUCGCAGUCGAAUGCCCAGUCUGCUGCCGCUCCUCCCGUUUAA